Molecule: messenger RNA, 3419 nt
Organism: Alligator mississippiensis (American alligator)
Lineage: Eukaryota; Metazoa; Chordata; Crocodylia; Alligatoridae
Gene: IRF2BPL
Product: interferon regulatory factor 2 binding protein like
Exons: 1
Coding region: 384-2639 (751 amino acids)
Biological process (GO): regulation of transcription by RNA polymerase II
Cellular component (GO): nucleus
Molecular function (GO): transcription corepressor activity
Source: RefSeq, a predicted model, not a curated record
GAGCAGCGGCGAGAUGUGAGUGCGGAGCAGGCGGCGCCGCUCGCCAGCAGCGCGGAGAGCGGGCCCGGCCCGGGCGGCUCCUCCCGCGGGUCCCCGGGUAAAAGGCGCCGGGUAGAAGGCCGCCCCCCCUCGCCCCCCGCGCGGAGGAGGAGCCGCCGCCGAGAGCCAGAGCGAGAGCGCGCCGGGAAACAGCGGCGAGAAGGCGACCCCAGCCCAGCCCAGCCAGCCCCCCGGCGGAGCGGCGCGGAGCGGGAGCGGGAGCAGGCGACGCUGCCGGCGCCAGGUAGCAAGAGGGCAGCGCUGUCCGGCAGCAGCGGCGAGCCGAGCCCCCGCCGCCAGGGCCCGCGGGAGCCGGCACGGGGAGCGCCGCCGCCCGCGGCACCAUGUCGGCCGCGCAGGUGUCGUCGUCGCGGAGACAGUCGUGCUACCUGUGCGACCUGCCCCGCAUGCCCUGGGCCAUGAUCUGGGACUUCACGGAGCCCGUGUGCCGCGGCUGCGUCAACUACGAGGGCGCCGACCGCAUCGAGUUCGUCAUCGAGACGGCGCGGCAGCUCAAGCGGGCGCACGGCUGCUUCCAGGACGGGCGCUCGCCGGGCCCGCCGCCGCCCGUCGGGGUCAAGGCGGUGCCGCUGUCCGCCAAGGAGGCGGCGGCGGCGGCGGCAGCGGCCCAGCAGCAGCAGCAGCAGCAGCUGAACCACGUGGACGCGUCAGCCAAGGCCGCCUCGGCGGGGCUGGCGCCGGCCGGCCUCGAGCGCUACGGGCUGAGCGCGGCGGCGGAGCCGCGCGGCCGCUUCGAGUACCCGCCGCCGCCGGGCAGCCUGGCCGCCCGCCUGCCCAACGGGCUGGGCGGCCCGAACGGCUUCCCCAAGGCGCCUGAGGACGGGCCGCCCGAGCUGAACCGCCAGAGCCCCAACUCCUCGUCGGCCUCGGCGGCGGCGUCGUCGCGGCGCGGCGCGCACGGCGGACUGGUGGCCGGGCUGCCGCCGGGCGCGGGCGGCGCCGGGCUGAGCGUGCCGCCCAACCUGCUGCCGCAGACGCUGCUGAACGGCCCGGCGGCCGCCGGCGUGGCGCUGCCUCCCCCGCCGCACGGCAGCCUGAGCGGGCGCGGCGGCGGCGGCCCCCCCGCGGCCUCGGGCUCGGCGCCGGCGGGCGCGUGCGGCGCGGGGCCGGGCGGCGCGGGGCCGGGCGGCGGCGGCGGCGGCGGGCCGGGCCCCGGCGCGGCGGGCGACAAGCGGCCCGGCUCGGUGUCCAGCAGCGAGCAGGAGCGCGAGCUGAAGGAGAAGCAGCGCAACGCCGAGGCGCUGGCCGAGCUGGGCGAAAGCCUGCGCAACCGCGCCGAGGAGUGGGCCAGCAAGCCCAAGCUGGUGCGCGACACGCUGCUGACGCUGGCGGGCUGCACGCCCUACGAGGUGCGCUUCAAGAAGGACCACACGCUGCUCGGCCGCGUCUUCGCCUUCGACGCCGUGUCCAAGCCGGGCCUGGACUACGAGCUGAAGCUCUUCAUCGAGUACCCCAGCGGCUCGGGCACCGUCUUCUCCAGCGCCUCGGGCGUGGCCAAGCAGAUGUACCAGGACUGCAUGAAGGACUUCGGGCGCGGCCUGUCCUCGGGCUUCAAGUACCUGGAGUACGAGAAGAAGCACGGCUCCGGCGACUGGCGCCUGCUGGGCGACCUGCUGCCCGAGUCCGUGCGCUUCUUCAAGGAGCUGGUGGGCGCCGACAUGCUGCCGCAGCCCUACCUGGACGCCAGCUGCCCCAUGCUGCCCACGGCGCUCGUCAGCCUGCCCCGGCCGGCCGGCGGCCCCGCGGCGGGGCAGGGCGCGGCGGCCGGCUCGGCGCGGGGCCCGGGCGGCGGCGGCGGCGGCGGCGGCGGGGGUGGGCUGCGCAAGAGGAAGGCGUCCCCCGAGCCGCCGGACUCGGCCGAGGCGGGGCUGAAGCUGAGCGAGGAGCAGCAGCGGCAGCAGUGGAUGGCCAGCCAGAGCGAAGCGCUCAAGCUCACCAUGGCGGCGGGCGGCUUCGGCGCCGUGCACGGCGGAGGCCCGCCGCCGCCGCCGCCGCCGCUGGGCCCGCACCCCAACCGGACCACGCCGCCCGAGGCGGCCCCGCAGAACGGGCAGUCGCCCAUGGCGGCGCUCAUGUCCGUGGCCGACACGCUGGGCACGGCGCACUCGCCCAAGGACGGCAGCUCCGUGCACUCCACCACGGCCGGCCGCCGGAACAGCAGCAGCCCCGUGUCCCCCGCCUCGGUGCCCGGCCAGCGCCGCCUGGCCUCGCGCAACGGCGACAUGAACCUGCAGGUGGCCCCCCCUCCCCCUAGCGCCCACCCUGGCAUGGACCCCGUGCACCCCCAAAACAUUCCCGACUCGCCCAUGGCCAACAGCGGCCCCCUCUGCUGCACCAUCUGCCACGAACGCUUGGAGGACACGCACUUCGUGCAGUGCCCGUCCGUGCCCAGCCACAAGUUCUGCUUCCCCUGCUCCCGAGAGAGCAUCAAGGCCCAGGGGGCCACGGGCGAGGUCUACUGCCCCAGCGGAGAGAAAUGCCCCCUUGUCGGUUCCAACGUGCCUUGGGCGUUUAUGCAGGGCGAGAUCGCCACCAUUUUAGCCGGGGACGUGAAAGUGAAAAAGGAGAGAGACCCUUGAACUAGGCCGCCCAGCCCCUCCCUCCAGGCUCCUGAACCUGUAGAAUUGUGAAUAUAACGGACUGCAACAAAGUUAGUCUGAUGUAUAGACAUUAUUUUCGUCGUACGUUUCUAUAUUUUGAAACAAAGGUAUGUACUCUUCUUCAUUUGAAGGAUAGAGCUGGUUUUUGUUAAACAGAAUAUAAUAUUGUUUGGUUACUCCAUAAGCCCUGGUCUCAUUUCUUUGGCAGUGUGUUGGCUAGGUACACAGUUAAUAGCCCUUAGCGAUUACCUGCUGCUGGUGUGUAUUUUUGUAAAUGUAUGCACUUCUCUGACAGAAGAAGAAGAAGAAAAAAGAAAAAAAUACAACUUUUUUUUUUUGCCAAGGCCAGUGUUGACGCCUAAAAAAAAAAAAAAAAAAAAAAAAUUGCUACAAAAAUGGUGACAGCUUACGUUUUACAAGCCCUGAGUGUUAGUCCUUCACUUUCUUUCUUUCUGUUUUCGUUUUUUCGUUGGCAAAAAAAAAAAAAAAAAAAGGUGGGGGUGGUCGGGGGGGGGUGUUUUUUCGUUGCAAGUUUGUAAGGAAAAUGUUUCAGUUUGUUUCUAUUGAUCUGAACGUUUUUAAUCUUCAUGUGUUUUUUGUUUUUGCUUUAUUGAUGCACGGAUGCUUUUGAACAGUAGAGCAAAAUGCUGUACAUGGAAAACAUGCUCUGUUUGUCCUUUAUACAUUUCUGUAGUUAACAGAACACUGUAAUGUGCCUUGGAGCUUAGUAAAUUGUAAUAAAUUCAAUUGAUAUUAAUA